CGCGCCCAGUGCCCGCAGCCCGGCGUGGGAGGAACCGGAGUCGGAGAGGAUGGCCGGGGCCGGCGGCCAGCACCACCCUCCGGGCGCCGCUGGAGGAGCAGCCGCCGGGGCAGGCGCCGUGGUCACCCCAGCCGCUACCUCGGCGGGGCCGGGAGAGGACUCGUCCGACAGCGAAGCGGAGCAAGAAGGACCCCAGAAACUGAUCCGCAAAGUGUCCACCUCGGGGCAGAUCCGGACCAAGACCAGUAUUAGAGAAGGACAACUCUUGAAGCAAACCAGUUCUUUCCAAAGGUGGAAAAAGCGAUACUUCAAACUUCGAGGCCGUACACUCUACUAUGCAAAGGACUCAAAGUCUCUGAUAUUUGAUGAAGUUGACCUCUCAGAUGCCAGUGUAGCUGAAGCAAGCACAAAAAAUGCUAACAACAGCUUCACGAUAAUCACUCCAUUCAGAAGGCUAAUGCUGUGUGCUGAGAACAGAAAGGAGAUGGAGGACUGGAUCAGCUCACUGAAGUCUGUACAGACCAGAGAACCUUACGAGGUGGCCCAGUUUAAUGUGGAACAUUUCUCAGGGAUGCAUAACUGGUACGCCUGCUCCCAUGCCCGGCCCACCUUCUGUAACGUGUGCAGAGAGAGUCUUUCUGGAGUCACCUCCCACGGUCUGUCCUGCGAAGUGUGUAAAUUCAAGGCUCACAAAAGAUGUGCAGUGAGGGCAACAAAUAACUGCAAAUGGACCACCCUGGCCUCCAUUGGGAAGGACAUCAUAGAAGACGAAGAUGGGGUCGCCAUGCCUCACCAGUGGCUCGAGGGCAACUUGCCCGUGAGCGCCAAAUGUGCUGUCUGUGACAAAACGUGCGGCAGUGUUCUCCGUCUACAAGAUUGGAAAUGCCUUUGGUGUAAAACAAUGGUACACACUGCCUGCAAAGAUUUAUACCAUCCUAUAUGUCCGCUUGGCCAAUGUAAAGUAUCUAUCAUACCUCCAAUUGCACUAAACAGCACUGAUUCCGAUGGUUUCUGUAGAGCCACGUUUUCAUUCUGUGUUAGUCCUCUAUUGGUUUUUGUCAAUUCUAAGAGUGGAGAUAAUCAGGGAGUAAAGUUCCUGCGUCGUUUUAAACAGUUGCUAAAUCCGGCUCAGGUGUUUGAUUUAAUGAAUGGAGGUCCUCAUUUAGGCUUAAGAUUAUUUCAGAAGUUUGACAAUUUCCGGAUUCUUGUGUGUGGAGGAGAUGGAAGUGUAGGUUGGGUUUUGUCAGAAAUCGAUAAGCUCAACUUGAACAAACAGUGUCAGCUGGGAGUACUGCCUUUGGGUACAGGAAAUGACCUUGCUCGAGUUCUUGGCUGGGGAGGCUCAUAUGAUGAUGACACCCAGCUUCCUCAGAUACUCGAGAAGCUGGAACGGGCCAGUACGAAAAUGCUGGACAGGUGGAGUAUAAUGACGUAUGAACUCAAAUUGCCACCAAAGGCUUCUCUACUUCCAGGACCUCCAGAAGCAUCAGAAGAAUUUUAUAUGACAAUUUAUGAAGACUCAGUGGCAACUCAUCUUACAAAAAUCCUCAAUUCUGAUGAACACGCAGUGGUCAUAUCAUCUGCCAAGACUCUCUGUGAAACUGUAAAGGACUUCGUGGCCAAAGUCGAGAAGGCAUAUGACAAAACUUUGGAAAAUGCUGUUGUAGCUGACGCCGUGGCCAGUAAAUGUUCAGUCCUAAACGAGAAGCUUGAACAACUGCUCCAGGCUCUGCACGCAGAUUCCCAGGCUGCUCCCGUCCUCCCGGGCAUUGGCCCUCUCAUUGUGGAGGAAGAUGCUGUGGAAUCUUCGAGUGAAGAAUCCUUAGGUGAAAGCAAGGAACAGCUCGCAGAUGACAUUACAAAACCUGCCUCCCAGAAAGCCGUCAGACCAAGGGAAAUAAUGCUUCGGGCCAACAGUUUGAAGAAGGCAGUGAGGCAAGUCAUCGAAGAAGCUGGAAAAGUAAUGGACGAUCAGACAGUUCACCCCUGUGAGCCAGCUACUCAGUCGUCCGAUUAUGAUAGUACCGAAACCGAUGAAUCUAAAGACGAUGAUACAAAAGACUCAUUAGCUGUUAAAACUGCUCCUAGGUCUCCAGAUUCCCGGGCAAGUCAUGGCCAUUCCCAGACUGAUUCUGUUCCUGGUCCAGCUGUGGCAGCCAGCAAAGAAAAUCUCCCUGUGCUCAACACCAGGAUAAUCUGCCCAGGUUUAAGAGCAGGACUAGCUGCCUCAAUUGCUGGGAGUUCCAUUAUCAAUAAAAUGUUACUAGCAAACAUUGAUCCUUUUGGUGCAACACCAUUUAUUGAUCCAGAUCCAGAUUCAGUAGAUGGAUAUUCAGAAAAAUGUGUCAUGAACAAUUACUUUGGGAUUGGAUUAGAUGCAAAAAUUUCAUUAGAAUUUAAUAAUAAGAGAGAGGAGCACCCUGAAAAAUGCAGAAGCCGAACUAAAAACUUGAUGUGGUAUGGGGUCCUUGGAACCCGGGAGUUAUUACAGAGGUCAUACAAGAAUUUAGAACAAAGGGUUCAACUUGAGUGUGAUGGGCAGUAUAUUCCUCUCCCCAGUUUGCAAGGCAUAGCGGUGUUGAACAUCCCCAGCUAUGCGGGAGGCACGAACUUCUGGGGUGGAACUAAAGAGGAUGAUAUAUUUGCUGCACCGUCAUUUGAUGACAAGAUCCUGGAAGUCGUUGCAAUAUUUGAUAGCAUGCAAAUGGCAGUUUCAAGGGUCAUUAAAUUGCAGCAUCAUCGAAUAGCCCAGUGCCGUACAGUAAAAAUCACUAUAUUUGGCGAUGAGGGAGUCCCAGUGCAGGUGGAUGGUGAAGCAUGGGUUCAGCCUCCAGGGAUUAUCAAGAUUGUGCACAAAAACAGAGCUCAGAUGCUAACAAGGGACAGAGCCUUUGAAAGCACUCUGAAGUCUUGGGAAGAUAAACAGAAGUGUGACUCCGGUAAACCAGUUCUUCGAACCCAUUUGUACAUCCACCACGCCAUCGACUUGGCCACGGAAGAGGUGUCGCAGAUGCAGCUGUGCUCCCAAGCUGCAGAGGAGCUCAUUACUAGGAUUUGUGAUGCAGCCACAAUUCACUGUCUUUUGGAGCAAGAACUGGCCCAUGCGGUGAAUGCCUGCUCCCACGCACUGAAUAAAGCCAACCCACGGUGCCCGGAGAGCCUUACUAGAGACACCGCCACUGAAAUAGCCAUCAAUGUGAAGGCGCUGUAUAAUGAAACGGAGUCUUUACUAGUUGGCAGGGUUCCUUUGCAGUUGGAAUCUCCGCAUGAAGAGCGGGUGUCUGAUGCCUUACACUCGGUGGAGGUGGAGUUGCAGAAGUUAACAGAGAUUCCUUGGCUUUACUAUAUCUUACACCCAAAUGAGGAUGAGGAGCCUCCUAUGGAUUGCACCAAAAGAAACAGCAGAAGCACAGUAUUCCGCAUAGUGCCAAAAUUUAAAAAGGAAAAGGUUCAGAAGCAGAAGACAAGUUCACAGCCUGUUCAGAAAUGGGGCACAGAGGAAGUUGCUGCUUGGCUGGAUCUGCUCAAUUUGGGAGAGUACAAAGAUACCUUCAUCCGUCAUGACAUCAGAGGGGCUGAACUUUUGCAUCUGGAAAGGCGAGAUCUUAAGGAUCUGGGGAUACCGAAAGUGGGCCAUAUGAAGCGAAUUCUCCAGGGAAUUAAAGAGCUUGGAAGGAGCACUCCCCAGUCUGAGGUGUAAUCAUAUUGGUGCUAUUCCUUGAAAGAGAAAUGAUUGCUAGUCAAUACAAAGUUCUUGGAAGCAACUGGCCAUUCUUACAAUUUUCUACAUAGAUAAGUAAGCACCAGUGAAGCACCUCUGUGGUUUGAUAUUUUGCUGUGGGUGAAAAUUUUGAUUUGAGGUAUUAGGAAAUAUUUUUGUGCCAAAAAAUAACACAUUCCACAAAGCCAUUUUCUUAUUGUGCAAACCUGACAUGUUCAAAUAUGUUUGCAGCAGUAAAAAGGUAGGAGGAAUCUGAGAUGAUUGCACUGUCUAAAAGGUAGAAUUGUAAAAUGUUUCCUUUCCUUAGAUCUGGUCUGAUGGAAUAUUCUUACUGUGCAGCUACAUAGCAGUAUGUGGCUAAAAUUUACUAGAUCUCACUAUUGGAAGUAUUGGCUUUUUCCUUAAAAUCAUUGGUUAGGAGACUAAAAUAUAAAUUGUGUUUUGAAUGUUAGAUUGGAAUCACCUCAGAUUCCUAGUGCUCAAUGGGCAAAGAAUAUAGUUAAAACCCAUCAAAUACUAUGAAUGACUGCAAAUAUUAAUGCACGAUGUUCCUGCCUGAAAUGUCAUUGUUUUUCUUGCAUGUCACAUCUAAUAUUGUAACACUUUAAUAGCUUUAAUGUCAGUUUUAAUGGAAUUUAAUUUAUUACUGCACAAGUUCAUUUUUGUUGGCUAAGGGCACUGCACUUUUCUGUUUUGUAAUGUGGAAUUUUGCAUAAAUAUUCUGUACGUAAGACUUUGUGAACAUGUGUCUGUGCCAUAAUCAACAAAUGAUAUACAUCUUAUGCAAGUCAAUUUCAUUUCAAUCUAUCAUAAACAGUAGGUGUGCACAUUAAGAAAAUUCUCUGGGUAUUUUCCUAAAAUUACAUGCCCCGUUGCCUAACAGAACUUAUUACAGCUUCCCAACCCCAAAUUGCCACAUUUUGUUUCUGCUGUUUCAUUUCAAUAUAAUGAUUUAAUAUUCUGUUUGAAUUUAUAAUAUAGUAGAGUGUUGACCUCCAGGA
Lemur catta (Ring-tailed lemur) is the source of this 4722-nucleotide messenger RNA. It is a transcript of the gene DGKH, whose product is annotated as diacylglycerol kinase eta. Lineage: Eukaryota; Metazoa; Chordata; Mammalia; Primates; Lemuridae. Bases 50 to 3700 code for a protein of 1216 amino acids. The transcript is spliced from 31 exons. The record is from RefSeq and is a predicted model, not a curated record. Gene Ontology annotation, molecular function: protein binding; ATP-dependent diacylglycerol kinase activity. Gene Ontology annotation, biological process: diacylglycerol metabolic process; lipid phosphorylation; intracellular signal transduction.